Messenger RNA from Alligator sinensis (Chinese alligator), 3059 nucleotides. RefSeq names its product A-kinase anchor protein 2. The transcript has 4 exons. The record is from RefSeq and is a predicted model, not a curated record. Lineage: Eukaryota; Metazoa; Chordata; Crocodylia; Alligatoridae. Bases 455 to 3007 code for a protein of 850 amino acids.
AGCAAGGCCCCUCUCCCUUUCCCCUUUCAGAAGCAGGCUCCGUGCUCCCGCCGCCAGGAGCUCGGGUGAGGCGGGGUAACCUGAGCGGUGCCGGGGCUCGCCUCGCCCUGCAAGCGCCGCCGCCGCGCGCCCUCCCCUCGCUCCUGCAUUGAUUAUUCCGGAGCGGCGGCGGCGGGGGAGGCAGAGGGGCCCUGGCCUCGGUGUCGGCAGCUCCCACCCCUCCCUCUCGCCCGCCCUGCCCGCCCAAUUCCGCAACUGUUUCCCAGAGUUGGCUCCGGGCAGAGGACAGCGCCGCCGCUCCCCACAGCGGCGCGGCCGGGAGGCGAGGCGAAGCGAAGCGAGGUAGAAAUCUUCCAGAAUCCUUGAGGAUGACAUCCGGUUAAGAAAAGACAGAGACCAAAAUCGUGCCAAUUUCCUGGAGGCUGUGAGUAUUCGUGCAACAAAGGGAGAGAAAAUGGAAUGUGAAGUCCCAGUCUCUGAACAUAAAAGCAUCACCUCGGUGGCUUCACCACAUGCAGCAGACAAUCAAACCCACUUCUUUUCCCCUGUUACGAGUCACAAUGGAUUUAAGGACAGGCAUGAAUCCCUGGACAGUGAAGUUGCUAAAGAAAUCAGAUACCUAGAUGAAGUACUUGAAGCAAAUUGCUGUGAUUCUGCUACCGAUAACGCCUUUAAUGGGACAGCUUCCCCUGAACCAAGCACAAUCAUUGUGGAUGGCUCUGGUCCAUCUGUUUGUGUUACCACUGAUUCAGUACCCAAUGAAACAGAAGGCAAAAUAAUUCACAGACAAGGACCCCCAGUCAUUGAACAGAAUGAAGCUAACACAGUGGCUGAGAAACUGAAGCCUAAUGGCCACUCUUCAGCUGGAUUAAACGAAGAAGUCUAUGACAAUCCAAAAGUGCCAGCGAGCCCAAGUUCUGCAACAAGUUCGAGAGUUUCUAAUGAUGGGGAAUUAACUUUAACAACCAUUAAGAAAGAGGCUAAGUUUGAGCUUCGGGCCUUCCAUGAAGAAAAGAAGCCAUCCAAGCUCUUUGAAGAAGAUAACGAAAAGGAGAAGUAUAGAGUCCGGAAAGUGAGGCCAUCUGAGGAAAUGAUAGAACUUGAAAAGGAGAGGAGGGAGCUUAUUAAAAGCCAAGCUGUAAAGAAGAACCCUGGCAUUGCAUCCAAGUGGUGGAACCCACCCCAGGAGAAGACCUUGGAGGAACAAAUAGACGAAGAGCAUCUUGAAUCCCAUAAGAAGUACAUGGAACGCAAGGAGAAGCAACACCAGCAAAGCAUAACACCGACAUCACCAAAACAGGUGUCCUUUCCCUUUGUACCUCCAGAGCCAGCUUCUAUUAAAAAAGAGGAUAUUGUCACAGAACAAAUAGAUUUUUCAGCUGCCAGGAAGCAGUUUCAGUUGAUGGAAAAUUUGGGUCUGUCUAACAGUCAGACUGCUCCAAGAAAAUCAGGGACUCCCAGAAUGUUCUCCAUCAAACCCUUCUACAAAACCAUUGGCCCAUCAGAAGUUGACAGACCAGCGGCUUCUGUGACGAGACCUGCUUUUGUGUGUGGGCAACUGGGACAGCCUGAGAGCAAUGAUAUACCUAUUGUGAAAGCUCAGAAGGUCUCCUGUAUCUUAGAGGAUUCUCAUAUUAAUAUUCAGAAUGCUACUACUGACCUAAUAAAAGAGUUGUCUCAUAGCGAUACCUCAAAAGCUGAACAGGCAUCAAAAUUGUGGGCAGAGGAUGGUGAAUUCAUGAGUGCGAGAGCAGUCUUUACAGUGGUAAAGGAUGAUGACCAUGGCAUUUUAGAUCAGUUUUCAAGGUUGGUUAAUGUCUCUUCCCCUCCAGAGGAGCUGGACUCUGGUUUGGAUGAUCUGUCUGUGAGAUCUCAGGAUACCACCGUUUUGGAAACUCUUUCCAAUGAUUUCAGCAUGGACAAUAUCAGUGAUAGUGGUGCCUCCAAUGAGACCAUGAAUGCCCUCCAAGAAAAUUCACUUGCAGAUUUCUCUCUGCCCCAGACCCCCCAGGCAGAAACCCCCUUGGACUGCCGAGUAGAAGGUGUUUCUAAAUCAUAUAGUGAUCAAGGCUUUUACUCCCCUUCCUCUACACUGGCAGACUCCAUGCUGAUAGAUGACCAGUUGGAAUAUCAUGCUGGCCUUCUCGUUCAAAAUGCAAUUCAACAAGCCAUAGCUGAGCAAGCUGACAAAACAGGCUCUAAGGAAGCAAAGGAUACGGUGGAGCAGCAGAACCCAGUGAAAGAACAGGAAACAGUCAGCACAACCCUAUGUUCUGAGAAGCAGCAGAGCACAAUGUUUGAGCCACCUCAGGUGUCUUCUCCUGUUCAAGAUAAAAGGGAUACAAUACCAAAGACUUCAACAGAUGAAGACACAGGACUCAGGGAAGGGAAGGCUUCACAACCAUCCCCAGUAUCUACUGUCAGCCAGCCAUUCGUUGUAGAAGAAAACCGACAAGAGGUCAGUUAUUUUAGCAAGUACUCUGAGGCAGCUGAGCUGAGAAGUACUGCUUCUAUUUUGGCUACACAAGAGCCAGAGGUGACUGUGGGUCCUUUUAAGCUAAGGUCAAGGAAGCAGCGGACUUUGUCCAUGAUAGAAGAAGAAAUCAGAGCAGCCCAGGAAAGAGAGGAGGAACUGAAGAGACAAAGGCACGGUCUACAGAUGGCACAGACCCCUGUUACAAAGAGUGCCCCUCCACUGCCUACCACCAAAACAGUGUCUUACAAAACUGCUCCAGGGAAAAUAGAGAAGAUCAGGCCUCCACCAUCCCCAACAGCAGAAAGUCCCCUCUCGCAACCUGACUCACUGCCUGAUGAGGCUGCAGGAUCCCAGCGCCCAAAGAAUUUGAUGCAGACCCUCAUGGAAGAUUAUGAAACGCACAAGACUAAGAGGCGUGAGAGGAUGGAUGAUAGCAGUGUCCUUGAGGCUACCAGGGUGAAUCGCAGGAAGAGCGCCCUAGCACUUCGUUGGGAGGCUGGAAUAUAUGCCAACAGAGAAGAAAAUGAAUAAUCCCUGUGCAACAUGAAGGCGGAUUGGGAUGGAGAAACCAAAAAAAAAAAAA